Trichophyton verrucosum HKI 0517 is the source of this 834-nucleotide messenger RNA. RefSeq lists its product as uncharacterized. The transcript has a single exon. NCBI's taxonomy places the organism in Eukaryota, Fungi, Ascomycota, Eurotiomycetes, Onygenales, Arthrodermataceae. Gene Ontology annotation, molecular function: ribonucleoside-diphosphate reductase inhibitor activity. The record is from RefSeq and is a predicted model, not a curated record. Gene Ontology annotation, cellular component: cytoplasm; nucleus. The coding region runs from base 1 to 834 and encodes 277 amino acids.
AUGGCUCCAGGAACCGCCGUAUCUGCCUCGUCAAAGAAACGAAGAUUCCAGGUCCCUAUUACGCAGUACUUUUCUCCUUCCCCUUCACAGCAAACAGAAAGCGAACCCUCGUCGCAUUUCAACUACAACGCACCCACACACUCGGCGCACCCAAGCCUACCUCCCACGAUACAGUCGUCUCUCCUUGCUGUUGGCAUGCGAGUUCGAAAAGCUGUGCCGGAAGGAUACCGAACGAAACUCAUAGCCAAGGCCAACAAUCACCAAUCCAAGACUACACCCCGGGACGAACAUUAUACAGACAGCUCAAUAUCCCCUGCAUAUACCGAACUUAUCCCCUUCAGCGGAGCGUUCAAGGUUGGGAAUUAUGGAGUACAAUCGUUCCCUCAGCCUUCAGCAGCUGUGACUGAGCCAAUGACAGCUGCAAGACAGCUGGACGAGGAAUCUCUUCCGUUUAGCAGCCAGGAGUCCACCCAAUCAUUUGAAUCCUCCUCAUCGAUUCCAAGACCUAAUUCGUAUAAACGUGGAUUCGAAAUUGAAGAAGAUGACGAGGAUUUCGAUGGUCAGGAUUCCUUUCCCUCACGCAUUCACCCUUCACAUUCUCGACCCAUUCUAUUGCCUAGGAGUGGGAGACAACGAACCUUGAGAUCGAAGGCAUCCUCUCCUUCCUCAUCAUUACUGAAGGGAAGAUCAGAACAGGAGAACUGGGACCUCGCAUUCAAUUUCAAUAAUGGUGGUGGUGGCGAUUUUGAAGAUGCCGAUUUUCUGAAAAGGAGAGAAGACGUCGAUGAAGAAUACUUGCGGCGGGCAAGGGAGGUCCGGAUGGGCGGAGUUUAA